Nanorana parkeri is the source of this 990-nucleotide messenger RNA. It is a transcript of the gene BHLHE23, whose product is annotated as basic helix-loop-helix family member e23. The coding region runs from base 220 to 855 and encodes 211 amino acids. The transcript has a single exon. The record is from RefSeq and is a predicted model, not a curated record. Gene Ontology annotation, molecular function: protein dimerization activity. NCBI's taxonomy places the organism in Eukaryota, Metazoa, Chordata, Amphibia, Anura, Dicroglossidae.
UUGGCAGGGGGAAGGUGAGACUGGCAGGGUAGAGCAGCGCUGGCUGGCAGUGGGCAGAGGAGGACAUAGAAGGGUGACUGCAGGGAAGAGCAGCACAGAGUGGCACUGGCAUCCCUGAAGCUGGCAUCGUGCAGGAUUACAGCCUAGCCUGUCCCCCCCUUGCCCUCCUCCUUCCAUGUCUAUGUGAGCCUGGUGGCUGCUCACUUGGCUGAACAGGGGAUGGAUGAGAUGAAGUCAGUCGCCGCCGACUCGUACCUGUCACUGGCUCAGAGCUACGGCCAGACCUUCUACGGAGCUCUCCGCGGUGCUGACGCUGCGCGCAAUUACGCAGCGCCUCCAGCCCUCGACUUCAACCCCAACUCCCGGGACAGCAGCGACGAGCAGACCGGGGACGACGACGACACCUACGAGUCGACCAAGGGCUCCGCUUCCUACGACAACGAAGGCAAGCUCAUUGGCAAGAAGCCCAAGGAGCCGAGGUCCCUGAGGCUGAGCAUCAACGCCAGAGAGAGGAGGAGGAUGCACGACCUGAACGAUGCCUUGGACGGGCUCCGAUCCGUCAUCCCCUAUGCCCACAGCCCUUCCGUCAGGAAACUCUCCAAAAUUGCCACCCUGCUCCUUGCCAAGAACUACAUUCUCAUGCAGGCCCAGGCUCUGGAGGAGAUGAGGAGGCUGGUGGCUUACCUGAACCAAGGACAGACAAUAACCAGCAACCUGAGCAGCACCCUGGCUCCUUUUGGACAGUCGUCUGUGUACCCUUACCCUGGCACCAACGUGCCAGCCUCUCCUGAGAAAUGCACAGCCUUCCCUGGUGCCACCUCGAGCCUUUGCAAGCACUGUACAGACAAACCUUGAUGGACCUUCUUCUUCUUCUCCUCCUGGCUGCCCAUCUUCAGGACUUUCUCUUUCUUUCUCUCUCUUGCCACCCACUUCUCAGGACUCAAAAACAUUCACCCUCUGCCUUGCUGGGAUCUGGGGGGUCAUGUACUG